Molecule: messenger RNA, 2202 nt
Organism: Penicillium robsamsonii
Lineage: Eukaryota; Fungi; Ascomycota; Eurotiomycetes; Eurotiales; Aspergillaceae
Product: transcription factor domain-containing protein
Exons: 4
Coding region: 1-2202 (733 amino acids)
Biological process (GO): DNA-templated transcription; positive regulation of transcription from RNA polymerase II promoter by galactose
Cellular component (GO): nucleus
Molecular function (GO): zinc ion binding; DNA-binding transcription factor activity, RNA polymerase II-specific; RNA polymerase II cis-regulatory region sequence-specific DNA binding
Source: RefSeq, a predicted model, not a curated record
AUGGGUUCCCAAUCUCCACGGGAUUCUCGAAAAAGGGCUAAAUAUACCCAAGUUGCUUGCAAUGAAUGCAAACGACGCAAGCUGAAAUGUAGUGGUGGUUUGGUCUGUGUGAGAUGUUCUCGUGAUCAGAUCCCUUGUGUCUACAAUCGCCCCCCUAGCACGUCGCAGGAGACUGACCCUAAGGAUGAAAGAGAGAAUUCCCGAUUUCAAGCUGUGGACAAACAAUUGGAGACACUGCGGCGGGAAAUGCGGACCCUUUCCGCCCGCGUUCAUGAGCUUGAACCUCCCGGUCCAUCCCCACCCACAGGGAGUCUGCACCGUAUUUUAGAUGCUCCUAGGUCCCCGACGUAUGUCGGACCCACGAGUGCGGAGUUUGGGCUCACUCGACCUCGAAGCUCUUUAUCCCAAGCUGCGAGCAUUGACGAUCGCGGUGAGGAACUUGACCUAUCAACAACUGCCCCCAGUCCUGCGCCGUCGGAAGGAGGCGAAAUUGCUCAUCUUGGGCUCCCCAAAGGUGUGGAUGAAACAUUGCGCUUAGUGCAAGUCUACGAGGACACCGUCGGUGUGAUGUACCCAUGUAUCGACUUGGAUGGAGUGCGAGCAUAUGUCCUCGAGUUCUACCGCUCCCGUGAUUCAGCCACUGCAUCUUCAUCUGUAUUGACAGCCUCGGAUCAGGAUUGGUUCUCUGCGCGCGAUGUCCAGGUCCUGAAGAUUCUGUUGGCGACCGCUCUACUAGCCGAAUCCCACGGUCGCAGUGAGCGUGCUGCCCAGCUGGCCGACAGUGUGGAAGAUCGCUUCGCUAGCCGACUGAAAAUUGCCGAGGUUGAUAUGAAAGAAAUUCUCAUUUUGACUCUGUUGUCGAUCUUUCACUCUUAUCGCGAUGAUGAAGUCAUCGCCGGGCGUUUGAUUGGCAUGGCGGUUCGAGGGAGUACAGAGCUGGGUCUUCAUCGCCAAGAAACGUGGCAAAAGACAGGAGGCGUUUUCCCGGGCGAAUUGGAAUGGACAUGGGCAAGCCGACUGUUCUGGUGCAUCUAUGUGUUAGAUCGCAAGUGUGCCUUUGGCACGGGUUUGCCGUUCGCCAUUCAAGAUUCUGAUAUUGACACCGACUUGCCCGAGCCAGGUCACUCUACGCCGUAUCUGACUUGCAUGAUCUCUCACGCGCGCCUGAGUACAAAGAUCUGGGGCCUGGUCGUUGGAUGGCCCAACCGAUCACAAGCGGCCACCUCCGAUGGUUGCGCUUAUUUGGACGCUCAGGUUCAGCAAUGGAUCCAUUCCAUUCCGAGUGAGUUGCGCUUUGAUCCAACAUGGCGCUCUCCCGCUGGAACAGAGCACACCGAUCGAGCUAUGAUGCUUCAAGUUCUUCUUGCUCUACAGGCAAAUCAGCUUCGGAUUCUUGUGUACCGACAAAACCUACUCAGCGAUGAGCGGAUAGCGGACAACGUGACCGGUGCGUCGACCGCCGUGGAAACGGCGAAGAGCACUGUUCAUAUGCUGGACUAUUUCAGCCGUGUCUCCAAUAUAUAUUUCCAGCGCCCGGAACCAUUCAACUAUUUUCUCUUAUCUGCCCUUGCUGCCCUCUUCUUAGCCGUUUUGCAUGCCCCGGCGCGUUUCAGCCAUGCUUGCCGACCCGAAUUUUAUACAGCUGUGGACAUGGUUCGCCGGUCAGCAACCCGUGCCCGUACUUCUCGGAGGCUGCAAAAGAUUCUUCACGGUUUGAAACGCAUUCGCUUGAAUCUUAGGUGGGACAGUGGGCGACAAUCAUCUAUUAGAGGUCAUCCCCUAAACCCCAAGCAAGAGAAAGAGCCAUCUGAGCUUCAGCCGCAUGCUAGAUCCAAGUUGAGCUCGACCUACGGUAUAUGGGAUACAACGCCAGGAUCAACCACAAUAGAGUCUGCUGCUGCGCAUUGUACCCCCGGCCUCCAUGAAACAUCUGGGGCGACUACUCCUCAGCUCUCGUCUAACGCUUUCUGGCCAAUGUCACCCGGGAUGGUAGCUGGUCCUGAAUCCAAUGUCUGCGAAGACUUGAGCAGCUUCUUCGAGAUUGCAGGUGGAUUCUACUUUGACCCUCAAAUCGGUUCGGACAGUGCCACCGGAGCAAAUGUGGGGUUAACCCCUCCAGGUGAGACGCGGUCGCCCCAUGAGCUGGAUGCCUUUCAUGCCGAGGAUGAGGCCUUGACACGAGUCAUGGCUGGUUUGUUGUGA